AUGGUACCUAUUGUAUUGAACUCACAGUCUGUGAGCGGAAUUACAGGCUCCAUUUCUAUUGCAUGUUGGAUCAUCGUUUUUGUUCCGCAAAUCUACGAAAAUUUCUACCGCAGCUCAGCAGAAGGGCUCUCGGUGCUGUUCGUAGUUCUCUGGCUACUGGGCGACGUUUUUAACGUCCUUGGUGCUGUGAUGCAGAACUUACUGCCAACGAUGAUUAUUUUGGCAGCAUACUACACUCUGGCAGAUAUUGUGCUUUUGGCACAGUGUCUGUUCUACGGAAGUGAAAACAAAGUGGACGCAGUGCAUCUGUCGCCAGCCAACCCAAUCAACGAGAGAGUCCUCGAGGACGUCUUUCAUGAACACCAGCCACUUUUGCAGGACAAUAAAAGGCACCAUCACCAUCACCAUGCUGCCACAGCCCAGUCUAGUUCCACAGGUGCUUCUUCAAGGUCAGCAACUGGCCAGUCCGAUGUUGCCGAUGCUAGCGCCGCGGAAAAUCGUAAUAAGACAUACAUCACGAAUGCCGUGCUGAUAAUCGCGGUGUUUCUAGCGGGGUUUUUAUCCUGGUACAUCUCGUAUUUGAAAGACCCAAAUGCCAUACCUUCAGAGCCAGAUUUGCACAUGAACUGGCUCGCCCAGUUCUUUGGCUAUCUAAGUGCCGUUCUAUAUCUGGCUUCGCGUGUCCCUCAGAUUCUGCUCAACUUCAAACGCAAAUCCUGCGAGGGCAUUUCUUUCCUGUUUUUCCUUUUCGCAUGCAUUGGCAAUAUUACUUUUAUCAUAUCUGUUUUGAGCAUCUCUGUCGAACCGCGUUAUUUGUUGGUUAAUGCGUCGUGGCUGGUUGGCAGCAGUGGCACACUGCUCAUGGAUUUCGUCAUCUUUUUGCAGUUUUUCUUUUUCAAGAAAAAUGGUGCCAUCCCUACAGGAGUUGUCGUGUAG
Messenger RNA from Lachancea sp. 'fantastica', 936 nucleotides. The record is from the annotation of a GenBank genome assembly. Lineage: Eukaryota; Fungi; Ascomycota; Saccharomycetes; Saccharomycetales; Saccharomycetaceae.